Camponotus floridanus (Florida carpenter ant) is the source of this 7211-nucleotide messenger RNA. RefSeq names its product histone-lysine N-methyltransferase ash1 (gene ash1). Bases 372 to 6890 code for a protein of 2172 amino acids. The record is from RefSeq and is a predicted model, not a curated record. Gene Ontology annotation, cellular component: nucleus. NCBI's taxonomy places the organism in Eukaryota, Metazoa, Arthropoda, Insecta, Hymenoptera, Formicidae. The transcript is spliced from 14 exons. Gene Ontology annotation, molecular function: DNA binding; histone methyltransferase activity; protein binding.
UCGCGCGUCUCCGGGGCCGAAAAAAGGCAGGCGCGACGCGAGCGAAGCCGGGCUCCGAUUCCGCGAAGGCUCUUGUUUACCCGUCCGUCCGUCCGUCCGUCCGUCCGUCCGUGACGCGUCAGCAGAGGCGGCCGGAUGAUUUAGACGUGCUUAGAUGUCGGGAGUUUAAAUCGUAGCGAUCUUGGAAUCUUCAAACUGUCAAGCUUGUCGAUCCUGGCAAGAAUGAUACUGGUGAUUAUUCGCAAAUGAAUAUUCCAUGAGCCAAGGAUUGAAGAUAUGCUUUUUGUUAUCGUAAAAAGGCUUGAUGAAUGAACAAAAGUAUAAGGAAUGGUAUUCUAUUGGAUCCAGCUGGAUGUCAGAUAAGCUGAAAAAUGUCUGGUGAUUCAGGAUGGAACGCCGUUAUUCACCAUCCCUCGGAUUUAGAACUACAGAAUUGGAAUUGGGAGGAAAACGAUGGGGAGCAAGAGAAAGAGCUCCCCUCGACCGUUGAUAUGGAUGCCAUAAAGGGUGGUGGUAGUUGGGAUCCUACUACUGAACCUAAUGGAACAGACUCGGUCGAUUCCGAAGAAGACUCCGAUUCCGACGACGAAAGUUCUGGUGGAAGCGAAGGCAGUUGCUCUUAUUCAGAUUCUAAUUCAGAGUCAGACGACGAAAGUAGCGGCGACGAAGAGGAGGAUAGUGAAUCUAAUUCGGACUGUUCCUCCGAACACAGUGAACAAACGUUUUCCAUUCAAGAAACCAACUUUGAACAAGGAGCGUUGAAAUUAAAAAUCACCAUGAAGGGCCCGAAAAAGGAGGAGUCCGAGAAAAUUAAGUGUGAAAAAAACAAGAGAAAUGUUACAAAGAAACUUAAAACCAAUCACGGGAAUAAGUCCUCAGAAUGUAGUAGCGAAGAUUCGGACUCGUCUGCGGGACACGUGGCGUCGCAACAAACGCAGCAGCAACAGUCCCAGCAGCAUCAGCACCACCACCACUCAUCGCUGCAAGAAAUCAAUCAGGAAGACCUGACCGCGAUCUUGCCCUCCCAGGAGCAGGAGGACGCGCCGUUCGACGGCUUCGAGGACUCCGAGAGCGGCCGAUUGGUGUCGAAAGCGAUUGAACGCAUGUCGCUCGGCGCGGACUCGGAUACGAGCGAGAACGGCGAUCAGAAUCCCGUGCCUGUGUACAGUUCUACCUUGUUGCAGCAGUUUGUCGAGAAGACCGCCAUGCUAUCCGAGGAACCGCGCAAGAGGCGCGGCAAGUGCAGCGCUAAAAAAGCGAGCAAUGACAACGAGUACCCAUGCGUGUCGAACGUGUCGCCCGAUUCUGGCAUUCAGUCGGUCGACAACAGUCCCUUACACCUGGCGGUCAGUCCUGUCAGUCCUCCAGCGCCGACUCAAUCGCCGAUUCAACCGCCAGUCACCACUAAACCGGCGGUAAACGUCGACCGGGUACUGUACCCUCCGAAACGGAAGCCUGGCAGGCCAGCGAAGGCGGUAUCCGCCCAACCGCGUGGACCUGGCAGGCCACGUCUAAGGCCGGAGAUCGUUGAAAAGAUCCAGAAGAUCGAAAAGGCGGAGAAGGAAAAAAAUGAGUCUUUGAAGACUAGCAAAAAUUCGGAUUCUCGAUCAGCGGAAAAGAAGCAAGGAGCUACGAAGGAGUCGACUCUGAAGAACACCAAGGAAGAUGCAUCUUCGGCCAGAAAACGGGCUAAUGCAAAGCCGAUCGCGUCCAGGGACGCGAAGGAGGAUGUUUCCCCCGCGAGCAAAAGAACGAAAGGUAAGCAACCGACGUUGUAUCAGAAGAAACGUUACGGUAAUCCGGUGAAGCAGGAGAGAGCCAUAGUCAAGAAGACUACGACGAGUUCCCCGAUGAGAGUAAAGUGCCUAAGCAGGUCUACCGCGAGCAAACUCGUGCCCCAAUGCGAUGGCAGGAGUUGUCGGAAGGUCAGACAGGAUAGAACGUGCGUGCCUAACAAGACUACAGUUCCACUGACGCGACAGAAGACGUGCGAGCAUCAGGCCUCCAAAGAUCCAAAGAGCACCGGUAAGAGAACGGGCUCCAAGGAGAACAGGAAUAACGCCGCGACCGUUGUACCUAAGAAACAGAGUCUGGUGAAGAAGGUCGCGCCACCCGUUGGCAGGCGGGUCCUGAAGGAGAACAAAUGCAACAAGAAGACAACCGUCAAUCACGAGACUAAUGGCGUGGGGGUGCAAACCCUAAUCUCAUUACCGGUCGGUGACAUAUUGAAGGCUGAAAUAAUGAAGCACGUGUCUAGCAAAUGCGACAAAACGGCGCAACCGACCCAGCACAAUCAUUGCCACAAGCGGCAUCAUCACAAGCAUCAUAGGAAACUGCUGACGCCGCCGGAGAAGCCUAUACGUAUCAUCGAUUCGUGCAUCCUUCACGAGCUGGAGAAGCUGAUCGAUGAGUUUGCGAGGUCCUGCAGCUUGGGCAGGAACAACGCUACCGCCAAUCAUUCCGAGCUACCGCAGAUCUUCCGCGUGAAGAAGGUCACGAAGAAGAGGAAAGGUGGCGACGUCAACACGAAUGAUGAUCAGAAACUGAAACGACGUCUAAAGAAGGAGAAAGUAUUGGCGAACGCUGAUUCCAAGAGCAGCGCGAACACCAGCACGAGCUCCAAUCCCAACGAGCAGCGGCUGCCGCUGAAGAAACGCCACUAUCACGUAUCCAGCCCGCAUAGUUCGCAGAGUUCGAACGCCAGCUGCGCGGAUGUAAACGCAAAUGAGUCCAAUUCCACAGAGAGUCAUAUAGAGGAGGCGAUCGAAGCCACUAUUACGAGAUACGGCGGUGGCGGCAGCUCAACGUCCUCCAUUCACGAGGAAGAAGCCACGCCAGUGACACCCAAGAAGAGACCCAGGGACGCUGAGAACGCGGUGUCUGAGAAGCAGGCAGCCGACGAGGACAAGUCCAUCGUUCAGCUGGAGGUUCAACCGCGUCGGAAGAAGAAAAUCGUCAAGGAUCUUCGCGUUACCGUCACGAAACUACCGUCCGAGGGUCACGGCAUCCUCGACAAGGCAGUGGAAAAGGGUUCCAAGGUUGCUACAGAAAAGUCUAGCAAACUGGAGAAGGUAGUAGUGGCGGAGAAAUCGAUCAAGGCCGAUAAGACCCAAUCGGAGGACAAAUUGGACAUCGAACGGAUGGAGAAGAGCAUUAAGGUCGACUCGGAGACCCAUGUAUCCGCAACGUUCGACGAUAGUGACGCUGUAACGGAGAGCAAAGCGCAGAUUGGGGGUUCAAGCGUGCCAAAUCUCAUGAACAACACCGCGGCGAUGAUCCUCACGAAGAAGAAGAUGCGAAGAAGGAAGGCCAUCAAUCGCACCGGCUUCCCCACUCUGAAGAAGAAGAAGAAGAAGGUCGUCGUUGACUCUUCCGGGGUGGCUAAGUCGACAGCAUCGGUGGGCGCCAACGAGACACGCAAGGAUCAAGAUGUAUCCGAGGAUAUGGAGGACAAUAAGAAAGUAUCUCUGAUAGAAAAGGAAAGUAGUGUUCUUGAAAACAAUGAUAAUAGGAAGAAUGUCGUUAGAGAUGACGUGAAGAACCUGGACAAUUCUAGUCUGGUGCAAGAGACGUCGAGUCGAAGUGGCUCGGAUGAGGUGACCGAGUCUUGCCCCGGUCAGCUGCGAGUUCGCAAGGAUCUCGUGGAGUCUGAUAGCAGCGUGUUGUCCGAGAAGCUGUAUCCGAGUCCGAUUAAGUAUGAGAAGAUACCUGAUUGCCGCAUCUACGACGAGAACGCGUCGCUGGAGGAAUCCCUCGAGCGUUAUAAUCAGAGCCAACGUAUCGCGGAGCUAAACGAGGAGAACCUGAGGAAGUUGGAACGCGCCAACGCUCAGGCGGCGGCGAAUGUCAAGAUGGAGUUGUCUGGCUGCUUCAACAACAAUCAUAAAAGAAGAAGAGGCUCGACCAGUCCUUCUAAUCUAUACAGUAGGAGCUCGAAGAGGCUGAGAAGCGCUGGCUACGACACGGAAAGUGAGGCACCACCCAGCAGCGACGUGGCUAGCGAGGAUCAGGAGAUUGGGAGGAAGCCCUCUGGUCUUUCCGCACACAACCGGAAGAAACAGUCGAGAUGGAAGAAACGAUACUUGCAGGCUAACAACAUAUUCUCCGAGUACAAGAAGGAUCUUGAGUCUAAGAAGCUCCCUGAUGCUGAUGCCAAGAGAAAGAUUAUCGUCUGCCCCACUGGCGAGCAUUAUACAGCUGCUGAGCAACUACCAAGCAUUAUACCGACCGGAAAACUGUUGCGACAGAAGAAGACAGCGCUUCAACUGCAGUAUAAUCUAUUGUGGCUGCAUGCUCAGUCGAGGCUACCUGGUCGGGAUUUGGUACCAUCGUGGAACUACAAAAAAAUUCGGACCAACAUUUAUUACGAUGUUAAGCCGACUACUCUCUAUGAGGCGCAAGCGUGUGAAUGCAAACCGGAGAGCGGCUGCGGAGACGAUUGUAUUAAUCGCAUGGUAUUCAGCGAGUGUUCACCACAACUGUGUCCUUCUGGUGAAAAGUGCGAGAAUCAAAAGAUUCAAAAACACGAGUGGUCGCCGGGAUUGCAGAAAUUUAUGACAGAGGACAAGGGAUGGGGAGUAAGGACUCAGCAAUCCAUCAAAUCUGGAGACUUUAUCCUCGAAUACGUGGGCGAGGUCGUAUCGGAAAGGGAAUUUAAGUCGAGAAUGGCGACCAGGUACGCCAACGACACACAUCAUUAUUGCUUGCACCUGGACGGUGGCCUGGUGAUCGACGGUCAUCGCAUGGGUGGUGACGGGAGGUUUGUGAAUCAUUCGUGCGAGCCCAAUUGCGAGAUGCAGAAGUGGAGCGUUCUCGGGCUACCGCGUAUGGCGCUAUUCGCAUCGAGAGACAUCAAGCCGGGGGAGGAAUUGACGUAUGAUUACAAUUUCGCGCUUUUCAAUCCAUCGGAAGGCCAACAAUGUAGAUGCGGCAGUAGUGCCUGUAGAGGUGUCAUAGGUGGAAAAAGUCAAAGGGUGGCUAGAAGCGUCCCAUCUCUACCCUCCUCUCAAGUGGAAUCUACCGAAAGAAGAUCGGUGGGCAGACCGCGAAAGAACAUUCGAAAGUCGAAUGCGGUGCAAUCAGUCAACUCCAAGAACAUCUGCAAAUCUCGCAAGGUUGGGGACCCGACGUUAACGCACAAUACGCCGCAGCUGAAACCAAUGUCCUACCAGCAGCGAUGCUUCGCGCGCGAACAUCACUGCUUCCUGCUGAGGAACCUGGAGAAAGUACGACGACUCAAGUCGGCAUCGGUGCAGCAUGUUCAGGUGCAGAACGGAAAAACCAAGAUUGGUAACGCGAGCAUCGCGAAGGAGAAGAGCUCCGGAGACUCGAAGGCGCAGUCUGACGCAUUUUUCUCGCAGUUGACUGCGUUGACAAACACUAACGCGCGAACUGUGCGAACGCGAAGGCUUGCACAGGCUCAAGACGACCCGGAGGUUCACAAGACUGCAAAACUAGCCAAGGUAUUGAAAGACUUGUACACAAUCGUUGCAACGGCGAAUGACGAGAAUGGUCAGCUACUAUGCACACCGUUCAUGAACUUACCCCCCAAGAGAAAAUUGUCCGAUUACUAUGAAAAGAUAACAGAACCCAUUGACCUGAGCACGAUAGAUCAAUGCAUUGGCACUGGCCAUUACAAGACCGCGGAGCACUUUGAUCACGACAUGAUAAGGCUCUUUGACAACAACGUGAGGUUCUUUGGUAGAACAUCCGAGAUAGGAAUCGCUGCAGCGAGACUCAGGAAGCUGUAUCUGAGCAGUAAACCCGACUUUGUGGACGCUAUAACGGAGGCGACGGGUUCUCCGCCGUCUCAGAGCUUCUUGCCGCCUCGUGGUUCCACAGCCGGAGAGGAAGAUGUCAUCAGGUGCAUCUGCGGAUUACACAGGGAUGAAGGCUUGAUGAUUCAGUGCGAGCGUUGUCUCGUUUGGCAGCAUUGCGACUGCGUCAAAGCUGAUACGAGCGUCGAGUCUUACCUGUGCGAGAGAUGCCAACCGCGCCAAGUUGACCUGGAAAUACCAUUAGAGGGUGAGGAGGAGGAAGAAGGCAAAAAGCACUACGUGACAUUAUUGCGGGGCGAUUUGCAGCUUCGACAGGGCGAUACGGUGUAUGUUUUAAGGGACACUCCUGACAAACAUACGUACAAAACUAUACAAAAGCCCGACUACGAGCAGAUGGACAUUUUCCGAAUCGAACGUCUGUGGAAGAAUCGCGAGGGCGAGAGGUUUGUGUUUGGACAUCACUAUCUUAGACCUCACGAAACGUACCACGAGCCAACGCGCAAAUUCUACGUCAAUGAAGUCGUGUGCGCACCAUUGUACGAAGCUGUACCUUGCGAUCUCGUGGCCGAGCGAUGCUGGGUGCUGGAUCCACAUACUUUUUGUAAAGGGCGCCCAGUCGGCUCGACUCCUCAACAUACAUAUGUCUGCGAGUAUCGUGUGGAUCGCGCAGCGCGGCUCUUCACGAAGGUGGCUAGAGCCAGGCAUGCUGUAUGCACGAAACCUUACGCAUUUGAAACCUUCCCGCAACGUAUAAAGCAUUAUCGCACCUACCUGCCUCAUAGUCUGGAUGGAAUCAAAAUGUCCAAGGACAAGAAGAAGAGUAACAAUCAAGAGGUAGACGGGAAUCAAAAGUUAGAAUCCAGCGAUAACGUUAAAAUGCACAAUAAGGAACACAAGUGCGGUAACAGAACAAGACGAAGAUCAGGCGAAAUCCUGACAGUCGCACCGCCUAUAACAUCAUACGCUCAGAGGGAAGAACAGAGGAAGAGAUUGAAUAGCAUUCUGUUGAAUCUACUACAGAGGAUGCCGAAUAAGAAGGACCCGUUAGAUCUGUCAUUCCUUCUAGAGAGGAACAGGCGAAACCGGAAAAGACCCGGCGGACUUAAUCCGUGACAGUGGGUAAUAUCACAACGAUAAUAUCGUACUGUACAUAUAAAUUAUGACUUGUAGAAUUACGCUACAAAUCUCAGUCAGCUGAUAGACUAGAUGGAUUCAAUCGUUCUAAACUUGACGCUAUACAUGUUAUAUAUACCGUGUAUAUCAAGAUAACAAUGUACAUUUAUCCUCCUCGUUCUUCGCAUCCCUCCCCUCAACGAAGAGAACGUGAAGGAAUAAUCUUCGUACAGCCCGUCCAUUGAUGUAAUUUAUAUCGAUAUCUGUAAUCAGGAAUAAUGUUUAUUUAAGCGAGACGAUUAUCGAUAUUUAUAUAUUUAA